Messenger RNA from Xyrichtys novacula (pearly razorfish), 330 nucleotides. NCBI's taxonomy places the organism in Eukaryota, Metazoa, Chordata, Actinopteri, Labriformes, Labridae. The record is from the annotation of a GenBank genome assembly.
AUGAAGUACAACCAGCUCCACAUGGGGAUUGAGAUAAACAGUAGGAAUGACACACUGGGGGUUCAAACACAGUCGUGUUCACAGCGCAGGGUUCAGGGAAGGUUGAUCUGCGGCGUGUUUAACACUUCAAAGCUUGGACCUCUCUCCUGCAGGCAGCUGUCUGACCACUCUGUGUUUACUCUGGCGUCGUUCCCGGCACUCACCGUCACACACAUUUCAAAUCCUGUCACCUCUCUUUCAACUUUUCCCCUGAAAUCAGGAAUGGAGCAGCGGGCGGCGAGCCCGAACGUCAGGACGGCAGGACUUAGUGCCAGCACGUUUGUUCUCUGA